CAUCCUCUGGCUGCCAUGGGGCCUAGGAUCCCUGUGCUUUCUUUCUGGGUUUGCGCCUUUGCCAAGACAGGGAUUUUGUUCCCAGGAGGCACUCCCCGGCCCAUGGGAUCUCAGCAUUCAAAGCAACAAAGGAAACCUGGGCCCCUGAAACGGGGCCACCGAAGAGAUCGGAGAACAACCAGGAGGAAGUACUGGAAGGAAGGAAGGGAGAUCGCUCGUGUCUUAGAUGAUGAGGGCAGCAACCUGAGGCAGCAGAAGCUUGACCGGCAGCGGGCCCUGCUGGAGCAGAAGCAGAAGAAGAAGCGCCAGGAGCCGCUGAUGGUGCAGGCCAAUGCCGACGGGCGGCCUCGAAGCCGGCGGGCCCGGCAGUCGGAGGAGCAGGCCCCCCUGGUAGAGUCCUACCUCAGCAGCAGUGGCAGCACCAGCUACCAAGUUCAAGAGGCCGACCCACUUGCCAGUGUCCAGCUGGGAGCUGCCCGCCCAACAGCACCAGCCUCAGCCAAGAGAAGCAAGGCAGCGGCCGCCGCAGGGGCCUCGAAGAAGGGGAAGAAGGGGAAGCACAAAGGCGCCGGCGGGCCAGCGGCUCUGGCAGAAGACGAGUCUGAGGCUCGAGGCCCAGUGCAGAUCCUGACUGUGGGCCGGUUGGACCACGCCCAGGACGCAGGGGAGACGGCAGCUGGUGGGGGCACACAGCCCAGCGGGCAGGACCUCCGUGCCACGAUGCAGAGGAAGGGCAUCUCCAGUAGCAUGAGCUUUGAGGAGGAAGAGGAGGAUGAGGACGAAUACAGCUCCAGUUCCUCCCAGCUAAACAGCAAUACCCGCCCCAGCUCCGCCACUAGCAAGAAGUCCAUCAGGGAGGCAGCCUCAGCCCUCAGCCCAACAGCCCCAGAGCCCUCGGCAGAAGUUGAGGUCCAGGAUCUCGAGGAGUUUGCACAGAGACCAGCUCCCCAGGGCAUCACCAUCAAGUGCCGCAUCUCAAGGGACAAGAAGGGGAUGGACCGGGGGAUGUACCCCACCUACUUCCUGCACCUGGACCGAGAGGACGGGAAGAAGGUGUUCCUCCUGGCGGGAAGGAAAAGAAAGAAGAGUAAAACAUCCAAUUACCUCAUCUCUGUGGACCCUACAGACUUGUCUCGAGGCGGGGACAGCUACAUCGGGAAACUGCGAUCCAACCUCAUGGGCACUAAGUUCACCGUUUAUGACAAUGGAGUCAACCCCCAGAAGGCUUCCUCCUCUACGUUGGAAGGUGGGACCCUGCGUCAGGAGCUGGCCGCCGUGUGCUACGAGACUAAUGUCUUAGGAUUUAAGGGGCCGCGGAAGAUGACUGUGAUUGUCCCAGGCAUGAACAUGGUUCACGAGAGAGUCUGUAUCCGGCCCCGCAACGAGCACGAGACCCUGCUAGCACGCUGGCAGAAUAAGAACACGGAGAGUAUCAUUGAGCUACAAAACAAGACGCCUGUCUGGAACGAUGACACGCAGUCCUACGUACUCAACUUCCACGGGCGCGUCACGCAGGCCUCCGUGAAGAACUUCCAGAUCAUCCAUGGCAACGACCCUGACUACAUCGUGAUGCAGUUCGGCCGCGUGGCAGAGGACGUGUUCACCAUGGACUACAACUACCCGCUGUGUGCGCUGCAGGCCUUCUCCAUCGCCCUGUCCAGCUUCGACAGCAAACUGGCCUGUGAAUAGAGGCCUCCUCACGUCCAUCGGGGUGGCCCAGCCCGGAGUGGAGCUGCCUGCCUGCCCUCUGUACAUAGGCCUCCUGCCAGAUGAACCUGUGGCUCUCGGUGGGCCCCCUGGCCCAGCCAGCCAGUAACUGGCUCCUCUGCCUCCCCUGUUGAGGCAGAGAAGUGGGGUGUGUGUAAAGGGCCCA
Myotis brandtii (Brandt's bat) is the source of this 1873-nucleotide messenger RNA. It is a transcript of the gene TUB, whose product is annotated as tubby bipartite transcription factor. Gene Ontology annotation, biological process: protein localization to cilium. The record is from RefSeq and is a predicted model, not a curated record. Lineage: Eukaryota; Metazoa; Chordata; Mammalia; Chiroptera; Vespertilionidae. Gene Ontology annotation, cellular component: cilium.